Messenger RNA from Nicotiana attenuata, 2754 nucleotides. RefSeq names its product transcription initiation factor TFIID subunit 12b. The transcript is spliced from 9 exons. The record is from RefSeq and is a predicted model, not a curated record. Gene Ontology annotation, cellular component: SLIK (SAGA-like) complex; transcription factor TFIID complex; SAGA complex. NCBI's taxonomy places the organism in Eukaryota, Viridiplantae, Streptophyta, Magnoliopsida, Solanales, Solanaceae. The coding region runs from base 181 to 2160 and encodes 659 amino acids. Gene Ontology annotation, molecular function: DNA binding; protein heterodimerization activity; TBP-class protein binding. Gene Ontology annotation, biological process: RNA polymerase II preinitiation complex assembly; DNA-templated transcription initiation.
CCGCAGAACUGCGAAUUACUUGUGCGUUUUGCCUUUCUUUGUUCGUCGACGGAGUCUCCCGCAGUCCCCAAAUCCCCAAAUGUGGAAAUUCAGAGAAAAUUCAAAGUUGCCUAUGACUCUGUUCUUCUGAAUUUGAAUUCCCCUCAAUUGAUACUAAUUCACAAUUCAAACCAAUAAACAAUGGCGGAAAUUCCAUCUUCUUCCCCCAAAACAAUCGAAUUACCUUCGAACCGUAUAAUCAACCCUGCAAACCUAGUUGCCGCACCAGCAUCAUCGACGGCGUCGUCCGAUCCUGGAAUCACCAUGACUUCUCCUUCUAACAACAACAAUUCUAUCUCACAAUCUCCUUCGAUUGAUAUGCAGUCUCAACAAAUGCAGCAACAGCAAAUUCAGAUGCAGCCUCAACAAAUGCAGCAACAGCAAUUGACACAACCUCAACAACAACAGCAGCAGCAACAGCAACAAAUGCAGCUUCAGCAGCAACAGCAGCAGAAUAAUAAUAAUUCUACUAGUCUUAACGGCAGUAAUAAUAACAACUUAAUGGCCGCCGCCUCUAAUUUUCAGAUGCAGAGAUCACCUUCCAUGUCGAGGUUGAGUCAAUUCCAAAUGCAACAGCAGCAACAGCAAUUUGGUUUGAUGAGGCAGCAAUCAGGAGGAGGAGGGCUUUAUGGUCAAAUGAAUUUUGGUUCCGGUGGUACUGCCCUCCAGCAACAGCAAUUACAGCAACAACAGCAACAACAAUUGCAGCAGCAACAACAGCAACAACAAUUGCAGCAGCAACAGCAGCUACAACAACAGCAACAGCAACAGCAACAGCAGAAUCAACAACAGCAGCAGCAAAUAGGAGGCCAAAUGGGUAGCGGAAAUUUAACUAGGGCAGCUUUAAUGGGACAGACUAGCCAUCUUCCCAUGUUGUCCGGACAAGCUGCUGCAGCUGUCGCCCAGUUCAAUUUGCAAUCUCAAUUUUUGAAUCCGCCACGGCAGAAGGCAGGUCUAAUGCAGGGGAAUCAGUUUCAUACAGGGAAUUCCCAUGGCCAGUCCUUGCAGGGUAUACAGGCAAUGGGAAUGAUGGGAUCUCUCAACAUGAGCUCUCAGUUAAGGGCAAAUGGUGCCCUUGCAUAUGCACAACAAAGGGUCAAUCAAAAUCAGUUGAGGCAGCAGUUGUCCCAGCAAAAUCCUCUCACCACUGCUCAGAAAAUAUCGGUUCAGAACCUUCCAAGGACGUCAUUUAUUAACCCUCAGUUACCUGGAUUGACUCAGAAUGGACAAUCUACAAUAAUGCAGAACAAUUCAUCACAGCAGCAGUGGUUGAAGCAAAUGCCUGCUAUUUCUUCUCCUAAUUCCCCCUCCUAUCGUCUUCAACCGCAGAGGCAGCAGCAACCAAUGCUUAUGCAGCAACAAUUAACUUCAUCUCAACAGUUGCAUCAAAAUUUAAUUGGUUUGAACCCACAGCAACUAUCCCAAAUUGUACAACAGCAACAACAGAUUGGCCACCCUCAGAUGCAGCAGCAGCAGCAGCAGCAACAACAACAGCCACAGCAGCUUUUGCAUCAGCAGCAGUCUUCUCCAAGGAUGGUUGCCCCAGCUGGCCAAAAAUCUCUCAGUUUAACUGGGUCACAACCAGAUGCUACUGGAUCUGGAACAACUACUCCUGGGGGAAGUUCAAGUCAGGGGACUGAAGCAAGCAAUCAGCUUCUUGGAAAGAGAAAGAUACAGGAUUUGGUUUCACAGGUGGAUUCACAUGGAAAGCUUGAUCCUGAAGUUGAAGAUCUUCUUCUAGAGAUUGCUGAUGACUUCAUUGAUUCGGUUACUACAUUUGCUUGCAAUUUGGCGAAGCAUCGGAAAUCUUCGACUUUGGAGUCCAAGGAUGUACUGUUACAUCUAGAGAAAAACUGGCAUUUGACUAUUCCAGGCUUUUCAAGUGAGGAGAGGAAACACUAUCCAGAACAUUCACCAAGUGAUCUCCACAAAAAGCGUUUGGAUGUGAUACGUACGUUGAUGGAGGCCUCACAAGCAGAAACAAGUACACAUACUAGUGCUAAGGAGACCGUCAGACCAGGGGUGGGAGACUCAAAUCACAUGAUCAGACCUCCAAGUUCAGAGAAAUUGGUCUCACAGUCUAAUGCUUCACAAAUGCUGCAUGAGAUGACAAAGUUUUGAUGUCCCAGGAGUUCUUGGUCAUCUCCCGUGUUAACUGUACAGACCUGAAUGAUCAAUAAUGAUGGGAGGCAUAAGUUAUGUAGGUGUAGCUUAAUGGAUGUUUUUGAGACUUGAGGUGUGCAAAGAAAAAGUGCAGAAGAACCACCAAUAGUUGAAUGGUCUUAAAGGCCUGUAAAGUAUGCAGUUUAGUUGACAGUAGCUAAUUCAGCCUGUGACGAUGAACUUGCUCAGAUUUGGUUUCUCCACCGUAGUCCGCUUGUUGACAGCCUGUGAAUAAUAUCCUUUAAUUAUUCUGUUGGCCACCUUUUCGUUCUAUAUACCACCGAACGAGGUUAAAUCUUUGUUUUACCCUUUAUCAUAGUUGAAACAUUGUUAUCAAACGGUUUUUUAUGCUGUUAGAAAUCACUAACAGAUUUUUUCUUUUCAAGGGUACCUUUUAGAUUUCACUAUGGCAGAGACAUGAAUUUUUUUAAUAGAAAAUCCUCUUGACGUAUUCAUUGCAAGAGGUCCAGCUCAGAGGCGGAUUUUGGAUGUAAACUCUACAGUUUCAACCUUCAACAUAUUUAGCAGUGAACCCUUUAUAUUUUGAAGCUA